UUAACCCCUGUGCUUGUCAGUCCACUCCUCCAGGGUCUCAGUAGUAAGCAAACCCCCAAUAGUCUAUGUUCCUAAGGUGAAGAAGGAGCAAAGACACUAUUUCAUACUUGAAGGCGUCUUCACUGGGGAAAUUUGAGGAAAAGAAAGAGUCUGGGAUUUUCCUUCAUGGUUGAGCUGCCACAUCAGAAUAGCAGAAAGAACCUGCCAAGACAAUGACAGUCACUUACUCCAGUAAAGUAGCAAAUGCCACCUUCUUUGGAUUUCACAGAUUACUCCUCAAGUGGAAAGGCAGCAUCUACAAAUUGCUGUACAGGGAAUUUAUUGCCUUUGCUAGUCUUUACACAGCAAUAAGUGUGUUGUACAGAUUUUUUCUUACAGGAAGCCAAAAACGGUUCUUUGAAAAAUUAUCACUUUACUGUGACAAAUAUGCUGAACAAAUCCCAGUCACCUUUGUUCUUGGAUUCUACGUUACUUUGGUGGUGAACCGCUGGUGGAACCAGUUUGUGAAUCUGCCAUGGCCAGACAGACUUAUGUUCUUGAUCUCUAGCAGCAUUCAGGGAAGAGAUGAAUACGGGCGCUUACUUAGGAGGACUCUAAUGCGUUAUGUGAAUUUAACUUCCCUGAUCAUCUUCCGCUCAGUGAGCACAGCUGUAUACAAAAGAUUUCCAACCAUGGACCAUGUGGUAGAAGCAGGUUUUAUGACAGUAGAUGAAAGAAAAAACUUUGAUCAUCUUAAGUCUCCCCAUCUUAAAUACUGGAUUCCAUUUGUCUGGUUUGGAAAUCUAGCAUCUAAGGCACGAAAAGACGGUAGAAUUAGAGACAGUGUAGACCUUCAGACACUGAUGAAUGAAAUGAAUAAGUACCGGUCUUGGUGUAGUCUUCUAUUUGGUUACGACUGGGUUGGAAUUCCACUGGUCUACACACAGGUUGUCACUCUUGCGGUCUAUACCUUCUUCUUUGCAUGUCUGAUAGGACGUCAGUUUUUGGAUCCUGAGCAAGGAUAUGUAGGACAUGACUUGGAUCUUUACAUUCCAAUCUUCACACUGUUACAAUUCUUCUUCUAUGCAGGAUGGCUCAAGGUUGCUGAGCAGCUUAUUAAUCCAUUUGGGGAAGAUGAUGAUGAUUUUGAAGUAAAUUGGUGCAUUGAUAGAAAUUUGCAGGUCUCACUUCUGGCUGUGGAUGAAAUGCACAUGAACUUACCAAAGAUGGACAAAGAUAUUUACUGGGAUGAUUCAGCUGCUCAGCCACCAUACACACUGGCAGCUGCCGAUUACUGUAUUCCAUCUUUCCUUGGAUCAACUAUUGAAAUGGGGCUGUCCGAUACAGAGUUCCUCCGUGGGGAAAACUGUCCCUGGGAUGAUGAGAAAUACAGGCGACAGCCCUCAGUGCUGAGAAGAGUUAAGCGAUUUCUGAGUGUCCAUGAAAGCUCUCCUUCCCCAUCCAGGAGGCGCUACAGCAGACAGACAAGUGAGAACUCCGUGUUUUUCCCUGCUCAUGAAAAGGGUCACAUCAGCAGUUUGCAAGAAAUGCAUUCUAGAGGGAGACAUUUUGCCUCAAAGGUUAAGAAGAAACAUGAGCUGGCUGAUAGGAAUCCCCGACUGCACGCUAGCAUAGAUCUAGCAACUAUUAGUGAAACUAGCAGAACCAACAUUUUAGAGAGCUACCAAUCUAGUGAGAAUGACACAACAACCAAGACAGCUUUGCCAGUCCCCGAAGCAGUUGUCGCUGCUACUGAGGACAGAACACUCAACGCAUCAGACAGACAGACUUUGCAGACAGAUACCUCCACAAACGUGUCGACAGAACAGGCUCCCCCAGGCAGUCCAAUUGAGCCACAUUCUGAUCCUGUGGAUGCACCACGACCUCAUUCAGAAAUGGCUAUGUCUUUUAUGGAUUCUGGGCAGCAUAAAUCAUCCACCGUUGUAACAGAGGAACCAAAACCUGAUGUACACAAAAGUAUGACAGCAGGUGAUAGCAAAGAUCAACACGGGAGCUCUGAAAGAUGUUCCCCAGACUUCCAUAUGCUCAGUAUUCCAUUGCAUACAGAUGCUGCACCUCUUUUAUUGGAUUUUGGAACACCCUCUGGACAAAGCACCUUAAGUGGUGAAAGUAACAUUGCUGCUACCUCUGCUGCUAGAGAUACAGUUGAUAUGCAUCACUUAUUGGAACAUAUGGAUGCUAAAGAAACAGCUAUACUAGAAUUCAUUAAUGAGAAGAAUGAAGGAAAUCUCUGACAAGGUUGUCAGAAUCUUCUAGAUUCCAAUUCUAUUCUAUUAUUUACA
Molecule: messenger RNA, 2282 nt
Organism: Mauremys reevesii (Reeves's turtle)
Lineage: Eukaryota; Metazoa; Chordata; Testudines; Geoemydidae
Gene: BEST3
Product: bestrophin 3
Exons: 10
Coding region: 213-2234 (673 amino acids)
Molecular function (GO): chloride channel activity
Source: RefSeq, a predicted model, not a curated record